AUGUCCCGAGGCCCCGUUCUCCAUGACUAUCGACCCGAUACAGAAGCUUCGAGCAGCGGCAGCGGCCGAGGCAACGACCACCGCCACCAUCUCGAGCUGAUGGAUUCCUCAUCACCGGCGGGGGCUGCCGGGGCCCCUCCGGGGCUGAAGCGCAAACGUUCGUCCGCGGUCAUCGCUGAUGCUCCGGCCGACAUCCGUCUCGCGCAGCAUCCGCAGACGGCCUCGCCCAGUGCGGCUGCCGACGCUACCAUCACGCCGCCAACCAGCCACCAUCCCCCGCUACCGUCGCCGUCAGCCAGAACGGCGAGCCCUCCCGCCAAGCGUCUCAACCGGAACCGAAGUCGAUCUCCGCCCCACGGCAUCGGCGUCGGCGGCAGCGCAGAGGGCAGCGAUGCCCGCACCUCCGACCCGAGCCCGAACGGCCAGCAGCAGCAACAGCAGCAGCAGCAGCGCCGACACCCGGCGCAGCAUGAAUCGGCCGCCGGAUCCAACCCCUGGAAAAUCGGCGCUUCCGACGCGUCGCCAUCUCGCAGCGACUCGGCCUCGGGCCCCGCCGCUGCACCCCAUCCGCCCCUCUCCCCAUCGUCGUCGUCGUCGGCGGCGCCGUUGCGGUCGGCACCAAAAUUCGCCACCGGGCCACACGCGUCGGAUCCGAAAAAUAUUGCCUCAGCCGCCGAAUCCACCGCAUCCUUCGAACCCGCCCCGACCACCGUGGACACCUCGACAUCACCGCUGGCGGCAGCAGAAUUGACAUUGGCACUCGAGCCAGGCAUCACCCCGCCGACAUCGGGCAUCGACCGCGACAUCGGGUCGAAAGGCCGGAUGCGCGUCGCCGACGUCGAUGCGAUCCAGGCUCCGGUCUCGGCGCAGCUGCCGACGGCGGCGAUCGCCUCGGAAGACGACGAGGAUGCCGAUGCCGAGGGCGAGGACGAUCCAGCCAGCGCAGAUCGGGAGGUCUCCACCGUCUGCGGCCAUGUUCCGGCCGAUGCCGCUUCGGCCAUGCCGAUGGUCCCUGCCGUCAAGAUCGAGGCCGACGAAAGCAUGUCGUUUGCCAGUCCGAGUCCGGCGACCCGGCAGCGCAAGCUGGCCGCGGUGCGAGCGCCAUCCGUUUCGGCCGAGCGAUCCGCAAAGAGCGUGGCGGCAUCGCCGGUGCCCGCGGCAAUCAUGACGCUGACUUCGACGUCCGACAACUCGCUGGCAGCCUCGGCUCCUUCGACGAGGGCCACGACGCCAGCGCUGCACGCCACGCCACAUUCACGGCGAAGAAAGAGGGAACGCGCCGCCAACGGCAGCGUCACACCGCGAGUGCCGCUGCCUCGCCUGGACAGCGCCGAUCGCCGAAGGUCCGGACGCAUCGCAAAGGCUUCGUCGUCCCACGCGGCGCCGUCGGAUCCCUCCUCGUCCUCGCUCUCACAACUAGGUGCUAGAUUUGGGUUCUCGCCAUUCCUCGAAGGCCUUGUCUUGGGCACCCGCGAGCCAGAGAGGCGCACGAGGAGCGGCAUCAGAGGUGCGCGCGCCGCACCCGGUCGCAGCGGCGCCACGACGAAACGGGGCUCCAAGGCAAAGUCGGUUCAGCUGGAAAAGGAGGCCAGCAAGGAUAGGGAGGACGAUGGGCCUAGCGACGACGCAAAAGCCGAGCUGUACCUCCAGCUCUGCAUCCUCUCUCAUCAAUUGCAGGCUGAGCUCGAGAUGGUCCCUUUCAAGACGGUCGAGGAGCUCAGGGCCGAGUUCCUCGCGCCACCAUCCGCUCCCGGUCCGGACGAGGACGCCGCCAUCGCGAGCGUGGAUCGCACCGGGAAGCUGCCGGAUGAAUCCGCGGCAUGGCCCCCGACGCCGCCGCCUCAGUUCGCCACAGCGCGCGGCCAAGGUCCAUCGAGGUCGACGGCCACGACAGCCGCGACGUCGAGGAACGCUAGCCCGACCAAGGCGAGGACGUCUGUACCCGUCCAGUCGCGGGUCGAGACGCCGCCAUCAUCGCCCGAGAUGCCGCUGAUGGCAAGCCUUGCCCAGCAUCGCAGGCAAGCCGAGACCGUGGAUCGCCCCGAUCCGCUUCCCUGGGUCUCGCAGGCUUGGCAAGAUGCGAACCCGGGGCCUCAUAAUGCUGGCGUCGAGGAUUCGCCCGUCCUGCGACCGAGCCGCCCAAACAUCAUGUCGAUCUCGGCCCUGAUGUCUGCGCCUUCGCCACCACGUCGACGGUCGACGCUGACGCCCGCCAGGCCCGCCCCGUGGGAGUGGACGCAGGAGGAUGACAUGGCCACAGAGAUACUCCGCGGGCUUGGCAUGGAUCCUCGUGGCUUCAGCAUACCCGCCACGAACACGGACUCCUCGACGGCCGUCACCCGCUCUGGCACACAGACACCCGCGGAGCCGGACGUCGAGGUGCGGCCAACCAGCAUCCUAGACCCGCACCACAUGAACGUCCUCUCGGCAUUGGACCUCGACGCCAUCUUUGCCCGGGAAGAGGAAGAGUACGCCAAGGAAAAGGAGGGCUGCAGCGAGCUGUACGCCGCAAUGCGCUACCUCGCCGUGUACGACGAGGUUGUGGACCGCUGGAGGACGUCGGCCGUUGCUCGCCUGCGAAAGCAGAUGGACAUGCGCAAGCAGGAGGUCGCCCGCCUGCUGUCUGCGGAGCGCGACGCCGCCUGGAUGGACUUCCACGACGGGCAAGAGUCGCUGCUCAUCAGGGACGGUGCGGCCAAGCUGGCUCACGCGAGGUGGCAAGCCGAGUCGGAGCGCAACCGCAUCUCUCUCCGCAAGCCGCAGAGCCGGGCCAUGGCCAAAGUACAGCGCAACCUAUUUGUGCCCGGCGACAGCGACGCCGCCAAACUGCCAGAGGGACGGCGGCUCUACCACCAGUACGGCACAUUCCUUCAGAGAGGCGCCCACUCGAGCCUGCAGGAGCCGCUCCUGCGCGCCGACAUCGACAAGAUCCGGAAGGGUGUGGCCGGUCCCAGCAGACCCCUCUCGGGCCAGGCCGGCCCCGGGGGUAUCGCCGGCGAGGAGCAGGAGCACGAUGACGAUGACGAGGACGCCGACGAGGAAGGAUCCAGGCUCGAUGUCGAUGCCGAUGGCGAUGCUACAUCCUCCUCGGUCGGGUCCGAGUCCGGCAUCUCGUCGCUGCCAUCGUUCACCUCGGUGUCCUCGGACGACGAAAGCAGCAGCGAGAGCGAGAGCGGGAGCGAGGCUACGCCCUAUCAUGACGACGAAGGAUCGGCGAUGGACAUCGAUGCCGCGACGCCUUCAGGCAAAGGUGCGGCGCUCAUGGAUCACGGGCACGAUGCGCAUGCGGCAGCGGAAGCGGAACAGAGCCACGGGUCGCUCAAGAGGCAGCGGAGACCUCCCCCGCCAGGCGUGCGGUGGUGGAAAGCCGGUCGGCCGAUGGAGUGA
This is a messenger RNA of Pseudozyma flocculosa PF-1, 3387 nucleotides long. RefSeq lists its product as uncharacterized. Bases 1 to 3387 code for a protein of 1128 amino acids. The transcript is spliced from 2 exons. The record is from RefSeq and is a predicted model, not a curated record. NCBI's taxonomy places the organism in Eukaryota, Fungi, Basidiomycota, Ustilaginomycetes, Ustilaginales, Ustilaginaceae.